Messenger RNA from Exophiala viscosa, 498 nucleotides. Its product is annotated as ATP synthase subunit delta, mitochondrial. The transcript has 5 exons. Lineage: Eukaryota; Fungi; Ascomycota; Eurotiomycetes; Chaetothyriales; Herpotrichiellaceae. Gene Ontology annotation, biological process: proton motive force-driven ATP synthesis. Gene Ontology annotation, molecular function: proton-transporting ATP synthase activity, rotational mechanism. The record is from RefSeq and is a predicted model, not a curated record. Bases 1 to 498 code for a protein of 165 amino acids.
AUGAGCGCCCUCCGACUGUCCCGUGCAGCGCUGCGCGCCAGAUCCGCAGUCGCUUUGAAGCCAGUUCAACGCAGAGGCUACGCCGAUGCUGUCUCCGACAAAAUAAAGCUUUCCCUGGCCCUCCCUCACCAGUCUAUCUACAAAUCGCAAGACGUCGUACAAGUUAACAUCCCCGCCGAAUCCGGUGAAAUGGGUAUCCUCGCCCAGCACGUCCCUUCGAUCGAACAGCUAAGACCUGGCUUGAUCGAGAUCAUCCAGGAGAGCGGUGACAACAAGCAAUUCUUCCUUUCCGGAGGUUUCGCUGUCGUCCAGCCCGACUCUGUUCUCAGCAUCAACGCCGUCGAAGGUUUCCCUAUUGAAGAAUUCAGUGAAGAAGCCGUCAAAUCCCAAAUCUCCGAGGCUCAGAAGAUCGCCAAUGGAAGUGGAAGUGAGCAGGAUAUUGCGGAGGCCAAGAUCGAGCUUGAGGUUCUCGAGUCGUUGCAGGCUGCCAUGAAAUAA